AUGAUAUACCAUGCCGCCAAGAUUACCAGAAAGUCCUUGGCAAGUCCAACCGUGAUGAUUUUGGAACUCAAUAUUCCAACGUUGACUAAAUUCUUGCCAGGACAAUGGGUCGACUUCAUGGCACCACCUCAUGAAUGGAUUGGUGGGUUUUCCAUUGCCAGUCCACCGUCCGAUUUGCCCCAACUUACGUUGGCGAUAAAGAACUCCAAGGCAAAGGCGUCCACUUGGGUUCAUACCGAGUCUAAAGUUGGGUCUGAUCUGAGAGUUCAAGUAGGAGGGAGUUGUACAUUGCAACGAGACGAUGAAGAACAUGAUCACGACAACGAAGAUGAUGAUAAAACAGUGGUGUUUUGCGCAGGUGGGAUUGGCAUAUCACCCGUCCUUGGGAAUUAUCGGUACCUCUUGGACCAGCAGAAGAAAAGAAGGUCUGCGUCACCAGGAAAAGUAGCUGCAAAACCAACAAUGUUCUUAUAUUCUGUAUCGACACAGGACGAACUAGUAUUUUGGGAGGAGUUAGUCCAACUGCACAAAGAGCAACAGGAGGCCGAUCAAGAAAAUAGGAGCAGAAUGAUAUUUUCGCUCACACAGAGUGAGUCCUGGGAUGAUUCGUUUCUCCUCUCCUCUGCUGAAGCUUCAUCAACCGAAGAGGAGGAUAUUGAGGAAACUGGGAUAGAGCUUCGGCAUGGACGGUAUCUUCAGGAGUUUUUGGAAUUUGCGCCAGAGGAUGCAAUACAUUACAUAUGUGGUCCACCCAAAAUGAAUGACGAUGCCGUUGCCUUUCUGAAAGCGAAAGGGGUACCAGCAUCGAAUAUUAAGUGUGAGAAGUGGUGGUAA
This is a messenger RNA of Cylindrotheca closterium, 834 nucleotides long. Lineage: Eukaryota; Bacillariophyta; Bacillariophyceae; Bacillariales; Bacillariaceae. The record is from the annotation of a GenBank genome assembly.